Lasiosphaeria miniovina is the source of this 1602-nucleotide messenger RNA. RefSeq names its product regulator of chromosome condensation 1/beta-lactamase-inhibitor protein II. Lineage: Eukaryota; Fungi; Ascomycota; Sordariomycetes; Sordariales; Lasiosphaeriaceae. The coding region runs from base 1 to 1602 and encodes 533 amino acids. The transcript is spliced from 2 exons. Gene Ontology annotation, cellular component: cytoplasm. The record is from RefSeq and is a predicted model, not a curated record. Gene Ontology annotation, molecular function: guanyl-nucleotide exchange factor activity.
AUGAUAGCCGAGACACCUGCUAUCCCAAAGGCAACUUCGCUCGGUGCAGCUAAAAGGCCCCACGACAACACCCCAGAUGGCCCCGGAAACAGAAACAAGCGCUUGAAGCUUGCCCAGUCCAGCGACUCACCGGGCGGUCUUCCCAACAACACUCUCAAUCCCUCUCCACCUCUUUCUCCCCCUGGGCCGCCCACCCUCACCCAGAGGCCCAAGGUACCACUGAAUAUCUACGUCUGUGGAGGAAACAGUGGUGGCGAGCUUGGCCUUGGCCCUGCGGUCAAAUCGGGGAACAUCCGCCGGCCGCGCUUGAACCCAUAUCUGUCCGGUACUGUUGGCGUUGUCCAUGUCUCUACCGGAGGCAUGCACGGCGCUGCCCUCACGCUGGACAACAGGAUUCUGACAUGGGGCGUGAACGACUCCGGCGCACUCGGACGCAACGUGUCGUGGGAUGCAGAGGCCGACAACAUGGUUGAUGCCAGCGACGGCGAUAGUGACGACGACGACGACGACGACGACGGAGCUGCCCUAAACCCCAGGGAAUCGACACCGACAGAAGUCGAUAUGAGCGCCGUUGCUCCAGGCGUCGUCUUCACUCAUCUGGCCACCACCGAUAACGCAACCUUUGUCCUCAGCAACACUGGCCUCCUGUAUGGCUGGGGAACAUUUCGAUCUAAUGGGGGCGACCUGGCCUUCUCCCCAAAUGUUGAGAUCCAAUGGCGACCCGCUCUCAUCCCAGCACUCAAGGACGUCGUCAAGGUAUGCGGCGGCGCCAACCAUGUUGUCGCUCUGACACUUGACGGCUCCGUGUAUACAUGGGGCAAGGGCACCGAAAGUCAGCUCGGGCGGCGCUUCUCGCCGCGCAUUGUGAACUGGGCCAAAGAGGGCCUUUUACCCCGCCGAGUUGCCGGCCUGAAGCGCAUUGUCGACAUCGGAACCGGUGCCAACCAUUCGUUCGCCGUGGGCCAUACCGGCGGCGUAUCCAGCUGGGGUCUCAACAACGCCGGCCAGACCGGAGCGCCCCACAACUUAGGAGAGUACGGGGGCGCCGUACCCAUCCCGACCCCCCUCAAAGGUCUCGGGGUUUUUGGAAAGAUCACCCAGAUCACCGGCGGCAGUUUCCAUAGCCUCGCCGUCACCCACGACAGCACAUGCCUUGCCUGGGGCAGGGUCUACUCAUUUGCCACUGGGAUGAAGCUCGACUCCCUGCCAGAGAAGUCUGUGGUUUGCGACUCCCGCGGCCGACCUAGUAUUCUCGAGCACCCGACCGCGGUGGGAGGAGUUUGGGCGUCGUUCGUAGCCGCCGCGAGCGAACAUAGCGUUGCCGUCACGCCAUUGCGCCAGGUCUACACGUGGGGGCUCAACAUCGACGGCCAGAUUGGUCAGAGGGGUGACGAGGUCAAGACUGCGACGUUGCUCAACCACUCCUCAAUACAUGCGAAGAAGAUUGUGUGGGCCGGCGCGGGCGGCCAGUACAGCAUGUUUGCCGAAAACCAGGCUGUCACAGCCGUGAGCCCCCCCCAGCAGCAGAACGAUGAUAAGGACGACGGACUGGAGGAUGACUUGGUUAACAGUCUCUCUGCAAGCGUCAAGCGCUUGUUGUGA